Messenger RNA from Anthostomella pinea, 1233 nucleotides. NCBI's taxonomy places the organism in Eukaryota, Fungi, Ascomycota, Sordariomycetes, Xylariales, Xylariaceae. The record is from the annotation of a GenBank genome assembly.
AUGGUAAGUCUACCAACACGCUACUCGGACGUCUCCAGGUACGCAGACGAGCUCGUGGCCUUCUUGCAGGAGCCGCUCUCAGUGCAAAUCACAGGCGGCAUACACGUCAAUGAUGCAUUCAUCUCUGACGCUUGGGACAAGCUGCCUGCCGAAUGGACACAAUGGUGGGAGUCGCUGACCAGUCUGAGGGAUGCGCAAGACGAUCUGAUCAAAAGCCUCCAUAAGGAUCCAGAAGCAAGGAAGGUAGAUUUACCAGGCCGACCAGAGAGUUUGACCCGCUGGCUCGAGCGCAUACGUAACAUCAGUCUCGACCGAGAUCAGCUGGUCCUCCCGAGAGAGAUGGAGCACGUCGAACUCCCACGGGCGACAAUCAGCCGCAUCAAGGUGACGAAGAAGCUCGCCGAGGUCCAGGUAGCUGCUCGCUUCAUUCAGCACACCUGCAGGACCAACAACAUCAAGCGAGUUAUCGACAUCGGAAGCGGUCAGGGCUACCUGGCCACGACUCUCGCCUCUGUAUGCGGACUCAGAGUCCUUGCCGUGGAUGGGAGCGCGAAGCAAAUCGACGGUUCGAAAGCUGCCGCCAGGUCGGCAGGCCUAGCAGAAGGCAAAGAGAUAACACACCUCGUUCGCUUCGUCGACGGCAGUGGUAGCCUCGGCUCGGAAAUCCAAGCCUGGGCUGGAGGGGAACCAUGUCUCCUCACCGGGCUUCAUGCCUGCGGGUCUCUCUCCGAGCACAUGGUCCGCCUCUUCACCAGGGUUCCGUGCAUAGCCCGGCUAACAGUCGUGGGAUGCUGCUAUAACCACAUCACGCCUCGCAGCCCGUCCUGCCCGAAUGGAUUCCCCAUAUCGCAACACAUGCGUCGCCGCAACCUGGCACUCUCUGCCUCAGCGCUGGUCACGGGAUGUCAAGCGCCGACAAACUGGGUGCCCAACCCGGACUCCAGGUUCGUUCGGAAGUACUGGUAUCGCGCUGUUCUCGAGAAGAUGCUCUACGACAAGGGAAUAUCCACUGCCGGAGCUCGACCAGUAUGGGGUAUCCGAACCGGGGAUCUGGAAAGUUUCGAAAGCUACACGAAGAGAGCGGCCGGGAGUCUCGGCUUGAAGAUGGGGUCGGACAUCACAGACGAAGACAUUGGGUUGUGGAAUCGGCUAUCGCCCUCGACCGAUGUUUCUAUCUGCAGGAGCACGAGACGGCAGAUGUCGGCGUACUGCCUCUGUUUGAUUACACGAUAA